AUGGGCUUCAAAUCAGCCUUCACCUCGCUCAUUCUGGCCUCUGGCCUUUUGAGCAGCCCGGCUCUCGCGGCCCCGUCCCCUCAGGCGGCCGCUCCUGCCCCGGCUGCUCCUGCUGCCGCUGGAGGCUGGUGGCUCGGUAACCUUCAGCGACGUGGCGCUGCCGCUUAUGGCGAGCCAGGCUACCAGGUCUUCCGCAACGUCCGCGACUUUGGAGCCAAGGGAGAUGGAGUCAGCGACGACACGGCUGCCAUCAACACUGCUAUCUCGCAAGGUGGUCGUUGCGGCCAGGGCUGCAACUCUAGCACCACCACACCUGGACUGGUCUACUUCCCUCCCGGAACCUAUGUCGUCAGCAAGCCAAUCAUCGCCUAUUACUACACUCAGAUGAUUGGAGAUGCCCUGAACCCCCCUACGCUCAAGGCCGCUGCCAACUUUGAGGGCAUGGCCGUGAUUGACACUGAUCCCUACGACGAGACUGGCCUCAAUUGGUGGGUGAACCAGAACAACUUCUUCCGUUCGACUCGCAACUUUGUCAUCGACCUCACGGGCAUGCCGGCCGACCGUGGCGCUGGCAUCCACUUGCAGGUUGCCCAGACUGCUGGUAUGCAGAACGUCCACUUCAAGAUGCGUACCGAGGAGAACACCAAGCAGAUCGGCAUCUUCAUGGACAACGGAUCCGGUCUCUUCAUGUCCGACCUUGUCUUUGAGGGCGGCGAAUACGGCGCGUUCUUUGGUAACCAGCAGUUCACUACCCGCAACAUGACGUUCCGCAACUGCAAGACUGCCAUCAUGAUGAACUGGAACUGGGCUUGGACCUUCCAGGACGUCACCAUCGAGAACUGCGGUGUCGGCAUCGACAUGGCCAACGGUGACACUUCGCAAACCGUCGGCUCUGUGCUCCUUCUCGACAGCGUCAUCAAGAACACGCCCAUCGGCGUCAAGACUGCCUACAACCCAGCCUCCCCGGAGACCAACGGUACCCUCAUCCUCCAGAAUGUUGACAUGACCCAGAAUGUUCCUGUUGCUAUCUCCGAGGGCAAGAGCAAGGCUCAGAUCUUGGCCGGAAACCAGGUCGUCAAGUCCUUUGUGCAGGGACGCAGCUACUCGGACGCCCUCGCCAAUGGCAAAGCCAGCCAGGCUGCCCAAGCGGCUGUCAACCUCCCCGAUGUGCUCCUCAAUAAGGCCACGGGCAAGGUGUUCACUCGCAGCAAGCCUCAAUACGAGACUGUCCCAGUCGGCAACUUUGUGUCUGUCAAGGCCGCAGGUGCCAAGGGUGACGGAAAGAGCGAUGACACUGCCGCGAUCCAAGCCAUCUUUGACAAGGCCACUCCCGAACAGGUCAUCUUUUUUGAUCACGGCGCAUAUGUUGUCAGCGACACCAUCAAGGUUCCCAAGAACAUUCGCAUGACGGGAGAGAUCUGGCCCUACAUCAUGGCCACUGGUUCCAAGUUCCAGGAUCAGGCAAACCCCCGUGCCGUCUUCCAAGUCGGCCAGCCUGGCGAAGUCGGUGCCGUUGAGAUGAGCGACUUGAUGUUCCAGACUCUUGGUCCUGCGCCCGGUGCUAUCAUGAUCGAGUGGAACCUCAAGGAGGCUUCUCAAGGUGCUGCCGGCAUGUGGGACGUCCACGUGCGCAUCGGAGGCUCAAAGGGUACCAAGCUCGAGUACGACAACUGCAAGAAGCAGCCCAACGAUCCCGGCGCCACCAAAGCUACCGUCGAGAACUGCUUGGGCGCCUUCAUGCUGAUGCACGUCACCGAGAAGGCGUCGGUCUACAUGGAGAACAACUGGUUCUGGGUCGCCGAUCACAACCUCGAGCCCUUCGCCAAGUCGGACCCUGACCCUAGUCAGCAGAUCAACAUCUUCAACGGCCGCGGUGUCCUGAUCGAGUCCCAGCAGGGCCCUGUUUGGAUGUGGGGAACUUCGAGCGAGCACAACGUCCUGUACAACUACCAAACCGUCAACGCCAGCAACGUCUACAUGGCUCUGAUCCAGACCGAGACUCCUUACUUCCAAGGCAACCCUGAGGCGACCACCCCCUUCACCGUCAAUGCCAACUUCAAGGACCCCGACUUUGCUCAGUCUUGUGCUGGCAAGGGACCUGGCUGUGCUAGGGCUUGGGGUCUGCGGGCUGUCGACUCCAAGGACGUCUUUGUGUACGGUGCCGGCCUUUACUCCUUCUUUGAGAACUACGGUCAAUCGUGCCUGGCUACUGCCAGUUGCCAGCAGAACAUGCUUUCGCUGGAGCAGUCUCCCAACGUGCGCCUCUUCGGCUUGUCGACCAAGGCAAGCACCAACAUGUUGACCAUCAACGGCAAGUCGGCCGCGCUUGACAAGGACAACCGUAACAACUUCUGCGCCACCCUCGCCCAGUUCUCGUCAGCCUUGUCGUAGGCCGACAUUCCUGACGUGGAUCGAAACAAGACCGCAAUCAUCCCCAAUGGUGCAUCGUCCGUGGCUGCUACUGAACCGGUUUCAACUAUCAACCUCUCGUCUAUGAUCGCUUCGCUUAUGGGCAAAACGACGGCAUCUUCUCUGGCCCCAGCUUCUACUUCCAUGAGCAUCCCUAUCGUUGUCGUUCCAUCCCUGGGCCUUCCCCCUCUCGUAGCUCCUUCCUUGAGCACCGCUGCUGCACCCAUCAGCACGAUCUCGACAGAGGCUAGCAUUCCGUCUACGUUUGCUCCCUCCACUUCUGGAUCUGGCACCACCACGAAUAUGCCAGUUGAGGUUAUUGCGACUUCUAAUGUUGAGGCUGUGCCUCAGCCUGUGGCGAGCACGGUCAUUUCUUCUUCUGUCAUUACCGCGACUCCGGUCAUCAUUUCUACUGUUACUCCCCAAGCCUCGUUGGGUACGACAGUUCUUCAGACCUCUACCGAUGUCGGUGUUCCUACUGAGGUUGUACCUCAGCCGGUUGCAACACCGACCGUCUCUUCUGCGGUCGACCUUUCAUCCAUCCUGAUUCCUACACUUUUGCCGACCUUUGCCGACGCCCCUGCUUGUCAGGCUUAG
Molecule: messenger RNA, 3006 nt
Organism: Pyricularia pennisetigena
Lineage: Eukaryota; Fungi; Ascomycota; Sordariomycetes; Magnaporthales; Pyriculariaceae
Exons: 1
Coding region: 1-2391 (796 amino acids)
Molecular function (GO): polygalacturonase activity
Source: RefSeq, a predicted model, not a curated record